This is a messenger RNA of Mesorhabditis belari, 354 nucleotides long. The record is from the annotation of a GenBank genome assembly. NCBI's taxonomy places the organism in Eukaryota, Metazoa, Nematoda, Chromadorea, Rhabditida, Rhabditidae.
AUGAAACUCCUUAAAGUUUUCCAGCGUCGAAACACUGACAACAGUGAGAAAUUGUUUCUCGCAAAAGGAAUGCCUCCAGAUGGAAUGAGCGCUGAAGAUAAGAAAAGGAUUAAGCUAAGAUACAAAGAUACUGCAAAACAUGUGAUUUGGCCGGCUUGUCGACUACCUGAGACUCCUAUUAAGCAACCAAUCGGCGCGGCUCCUCUCUCACCAACUGAAUUCGGUCGGAGUAAUAAAACGGCUGAAAUCGAGGACCCUCGAACACCGUUUCCAAAGCCGGCAAUCAACGCCGUUCUUCGAUCUGACAGUGAAGCAUCGAGUGAUGAUGAGGAUGUCAUUUUUAUGACAAGAUUA